AUGGAAGGAACUGGAGGCAGCAGUGCCUCUGCUGCUGCUGCGCAACCUGUGAAUCAGUACUGGCAGGAAUUUUCGAAGCUAUUUCAAUAUUAUUUGGAUAAAUCUACGCCACACUCUACGUAUAGAUGGAUUGGGACUUUUGUUAUUGCAUCUAUAUAUCUUUUAAGGGUUUUUUAUAUUCAAGGAUUUUACAUUGUGUCUUAUGGACUGGGAAUCUAUAUGCUGAAUCUGUUGAUUGGGUUCCUGUCACCUUUAGUUGAUCCUGAGAUGGAGCCUUCUGAUGGACCUUUGCUACCAACUAAAGGGUCUGAUGAGUUCAAACCAUUCAUUCGCCGGCUUCCUGAGUUUAAGUUCUGGUAUUCUUUCACAAAAGCUUUCUGCAUUGCAUUUUUGAUGACAUUCUUCUCUGUAUUUGACGUACCUGUCUUCUGGCCAAUAUUACUCUGUUACUGGGUUGUUCUGUUUGUCCUUACAAUGAGGCGCCAAAUUGCACACAUGAUCAAAUACAGAUAUAUUCCAUUCAGCUUGGGAAAACAGAAGUACGGUGGCAAGAGAUCUUCUGGAAGUAGCAGUGGCUCUCGGGCAGACUGA
Molecule: messenger RNA, 591 nt
Organism: Lathyrus sativus (Indian pea)
Lineage: Eukaryota; Viridiplantae; Streptophyta; Magnoliopsida; Fabales; Fabaceae
Source: the annotation of a GenBank genome assembly